Molecule: messenger RNA, 2582 nt
Organism: Scylla paramamosain (green mud crab)
Lineage: Eukaryota; Metazoa; Arthropoda; Malacostraca; Decapoda; Portunidae
Product: protein obstructor-E-like
Exons: 5
Coding region: 112-927 (271 amino acids)
Cellular component (GO): extracellular region
Molecular function (GO): chitin binding
Source: RefSeq, a predicted model, not a curated record
GAAGGAGAAGGAGGAGUGGCCAGUGCCUAAGGUGGUAGAGGUAGUGAAGGCAGGGAGGGCGGGGCGGGGCUGGACGACCGACAGUCACCUACCAGCUCCAGACGGGUCAACAUGUGCGUUCCUCUCCUCCUCCUAGCGUCGGUGGUGUCUCUUGCGGCGGGCAGUCCGCAGCGCGGCUCAGCCCCGAUCCAAGCAGGGAAAUCUGACUUCUUCUGCGAGGAGGAUGGCCUGUACCCUGACUUCGAGCAGUGUGACUUGUAUUGGGAGUGCACUGGCGGUGUGCCCCAAUCCCACCUCUGCGAUGACGGUCUCGUAUUUGACAGCCUGAAGGCCAAUGCAGGGCACGUAGACCCCUGCGAUACCCCUCUUGUCGUCGACUGCACAGACAGGCCACUUUUGCAACAACCGACUUAUCCCAGCGAAUUCUGUGUGAGAAGGCACGGCAUUUUUGCUGACCCUAACGAGUCCGUCUGCGGUCGCUUCCACACGUGCAAGGACGGCUUCAAGGAGAGCUCCACUGACUGUUCACCUGGGCUCCACUUCGACUCUAAGCAGGGUAUCUGCACCUGGCCCGAUUCUGCAGGAAGGGUGGGAUGCGUCGAGAACCCACAAUCCUGCAUAAAGAACGGUAACUUCUGCUGCGACGGCCGGCCAGUGUUCACCGCUGACGGCUUGCCCGUGCCUCACCCGUCCUAUGUCAACCUUGAUGACUGCCAGAAGUUCUAUGUGUGUCUCAACAAUCUGAUCCCUCAAGAGUCUUCCUGCCCUCUCGGACAAGUAUUCAACGACAAGACAUCCCUUUGCGACUACCCGGAGAACGUGCCAGAGUGCCGCGGCUGGUUCAGAGAUCAUCCGGCCUUCAGGGAUUAUUACUACGACGAGCCAGUACAGAACACCGACGUGGGCACCCAGGACACCGUCGUAUAGUGACGCCACCACCCACGCCCACACACCCACACAAGCCACGGCAAGACCAGUGACUACUGCUGAAUACUGUUAUUAAUACUGAAGAAGUCUACGUUAUCUCUCUCUCUCUCUCUCUCUCUCUCUCUCUCUCUCUCUCUCUCUCUCUCUCUCUCUCUCUGACAAGUAGACAUAAGAACUGGCCGCAUCCAAGUCGUUACUGUGUACAUAAGUGAGCAAUAAACACACAUACACACACAGACACACACACACAUACAGAGAGAAUGACAAUGCACGUUCGUUUUGCAGCAUGUUAACUUUACAGUUUCUUUUUCCAGCCAUGUGUAGUUAUCACUUCCUUUCCAGAUUUCCUUACCAUUUUGUUGCUGGGUGUGAGCGAGCAUGCCAAACUUUUUUUUUUUUUCUAUUUCCUCCUGAUGUGUGAGCAAUACUUCGAUGUCUCUUUUUCAGGCAUAUCAACCUGACCCUUGUUAUCCCUUACCUGAGACUGCUAUUUACUUCGUUAUCAUAACAACGCAUGAUUAACUCGCUUUUUUUCUAAUUUGUUUUCGUUACUUUUGAGUCAUUCUUUUUUUUUUUUUUUCUUAAUGAUUCAUUUGAUUUCUUCCAUGAUCUGUUCCUCUGUAGUCUGUCAACAGAAAGAAAUCAAGACAAAAGUAUUGGUAGAUAUUUUACUAAUUUUUUUGUUCCUUUCUUUCACAGUAAUAACAAGAUCAUCGUAUUUCUUUAUCACUGAGGCAUAUUGUUCUUGGCCCGCUUCACACUUCCUGUCCCGUAACUCCGUCGAUGGGAAAAAUAAUCGGAUCUGCCAAACAGCCUUCCGUGAGACACGACCGCUGUUGCCAUUAUUUAUAGUCCUAUAGCGACAACAACGCUCCCGUUUCCAGGAAGGCUAUUUGGCAGCUGCGAUUAAUGACGUCACUGGUGAUGCACUCGGUCGCCAGGCGGAGUUCCGGAACGGGGAGUAUGAAGCGAGGCCGACACGCACUAAUACUUCAGGAUGGGCAUAACAGAAAGACACUAUUGACAUUAGCACUCUUCAUUGUCUGUCUGUAGUGAAUGUACCUCCGCCCUCAUCCCUUACCUAAUACAGCACGUCAACUCUUACCCUCCCCCCCCCUUGUGUCUUGCAGCAAGGACUUCUACAUCAACCACCCUCUAGCUGAUGUCCUCCACAACGAAGCACUCCAAGGCAGUAUCAGGGAAUUCAUUGAGCGUCGUUCCAACUAACGUAUCACUCAUUCCAUUUCGCCCUCUCUGUGUCUUUUUGAUUAAUUGCCUGCCUUCUUUCAUACCUGUCUGCCUGCACACCGGUUUGUAAGUGUAUGCAUUUCAAGGUCCAGCUUGUUCGUUUACCUGUAUUCAUUACCAACGCUUCAUCCAUUAUUUACCAUUUGAUGAUGAUUUCCUCGUUUUCACUUCAAUUACUGCUCUCUAUCCCUUCUGUCCUUGGCAUGCAAAGUUUAAUGCCCAGGUUCUGCUAAUGUCACUUAUCUAAUUGUCUUUUUUUUUUCUCUCUCUCUAUGUCACUAUUUUGUAACAUAGUGAAUGUGUUCCCUACACGUUCUGUUUUGUAUUUUCUAUUACUGAAAGACAGUUUACAUGUAGCUCUUGCAGCUCUACUUUUAUGUGUUGUAAAAAUUAAGACAAUAUUCAAA